Messenger RNA from Caenorhabditis sp. 36 PRJEB53466, 3314 nucleotides. NCBI's taxonomy places the organism in Eukaryota, Metazoa, Nematoda, Chromadorea, Rhabditida, Rhabditidae. The record is from the annotation of a GenBank genome assembly.
AUGCACAGGAAAGCAUACAGAUUAGUAUACAGAAAAGCUGAGGGAAUGAUUGUGGAAAAAUGAACAGUUAGAAAAUAAAACUAUUAUUUCAGCGUGGAAAUCGUUUCCUGAAGGGGACUGGCCUGAUAAAGUCUCCCGUCGUUCUUCUGAAUGGAUAUCCUUUGGAUUUCGUCAGUACUCGUACGGUUGGAGAGCUUCUAAGUUCCGUAAUUUCAGUCUUCUCCUGCACAUUUCGAUUCUGUUCUGACGGAGACAGUCCACGUGCAGACCACUCGUCUCCAGUAUUCUAUUUUCAGUGGAAUUCUAAAGGAUAAUGUCGACAUUGCCGAGUGGUGGCUGGAGGAGGAAACGAAUGCGGAUAUUGUUGAACGACGGAAUCAGAAGUGAUUCGUCGUAUAGCUCCUCUACUGAACAUUUCUUGUUUUCAGAAUAACAACAGCGUUCAAUGAACGGACAUUCAUAAAUUUCAACGAGUGAUCCAUAAUCAUGUUCAGGGAAUGAAUUAAUGUUUUCAGAAACGCUGCAAAGUUCACGGAUAAUCUUCAUUAUGUGUCAGAGGAUUCAGAUGGUUCAGCCAAGAAUGCGGUUCGAAAACACGCUAAAAAAAAUUGUUCAAAAUCAGGUUUUUAUAGAUCGUUACUACCUGGAUCGUUGCUGAUUUUGAGAAGGAAGGUCAUCGACUUUACGCCGCUGAAGUUUUGAAGUCGAGAGCGGUCACUAAGAAAAACAAAGUGGCACUGAUCAACAAUCCAGAAUCAAAGAAAUACGACUGUGUUGGGAGGGAACUCCCACCGAAUCAGAAGAAUAGAUUGAAAGCGUUAAUCAAGGAUCUCACUCACUUCAACAGCACAAUCAGAGUUACGGACAUCUGCUCAAACGAUGGUUCUUCGUAUAUCACCUCUUUGCUCGGAAUCGCUCCCGGAGAGAUCGCUGUGGUCUCAAACGGCCUCAUAAUUGGACCAUUGAGCGAAGAUGAGCUUCUGACUGCGAAGGAUUUCAAAUAUUUGGAAGAAAUGUGGAAAGAGAAGCGAGCUCAAGUAAGAUAGAUUUACAAUAUUCUUAGAACUACGCUUUACUAUUGCAGAAGGUUGCAGAGCUCCUGAAUGAAGAGUUCAACGAAGACGUCAGUGUUCGUUGCUAUUCGGCUGUCGCCGCUUCCACAAAGGACAAAGUUGCUCGACUUGAUUUAACCGAAUUCAAAGAUCCAAAAGAAACGUGAGAAAUUCAUCGGUAUUCUUGAGAAAGUGAACAAAAUUUCAGAAAUAUACUCAUUUUUCCGCCUGCCGAGUCGAAAUCUCCUGCUAUUACCGUAACCUGGAUUGCGAAUCCGGUCUCGCGAGAAGCACAACAGAUAGUCUCGCUGUUGGAACUGAUCCAUAAGAGUUUGAACGCAAAAAUAGAGGUGAUCUUCGCUAACGUGUUCGAAAAGAAUUGCAUCUUCAGAUUAUUUUUAAUCCAGUGGAAAGUCUAUCCGAAAUGCCAAUCAAGAGAUUCUACCGUUUCGUGGCCAGCAAUGAACUUUUAUUUGAUGAGAACGGAUCAAUUGAGUAUCACUCAGCAACAUUCUGGAACAUUCCACAAAAACAGUUACUGACAAUGUCUGUGGAAACAAACGACGCGUGGAUGAUUGAAGUGAAAUCGGCAGAAUAUGAUUUAGAUAACAUUGUGUUGGAAACAGUGCGUGAAUGAAUGCGUGCAGAGCUCAAAAAAGAGUAACAUACUUUUGAGGCUGCUGGAAACGUCGAGGGAGUAUUCAGCUUGGAGCACAUUCUCUUCGAAGGACAGGCUCUGAACCCUUCUGGGGAGGCGGCAGAUGGACUGGAACUGGAAUUAAAGUCAGGCGAAAAAGUGUACGACACGAUUGUUAUGGUCAAUUUGGGAUAUUUUCAAUUGAAGGUAACAAAAUUAUAUUCCCAACUUGUUUUUUAAAAGAUUUCGUUUCUCAGGCUGAACCAGGAGUUUGGACUCUCAGCCUCCGAGAAGGAGUCUCAGCUGAUACGCACGAAAUCACGGAAGUGAACUUGAAGGAAGCCAAGGAGAACAUCAAGAUAGUGAUUGGUAAUCAAACAGAGAGAAGAAUGCUUCAAAAAAGCAAUUCAGAUUCUUUCACUGGUACGUGGACUAAAGUUGUGAUCGCCGAGAAAGAAGGCGCCGAGCGAAAGUCGAAUUCAGCCAUUGCAAACUUGGUAGAAACUGCGAAAAAGUAUCUGGAACUACUUCAAUCCCCUCCUUUCCAUUUCAUCAUUUUCCAGUUUCUUCACUUCGAACAUUCACUCUCCCGAUGUUAUCAACGUCUUUUCUCUGGCUUCUGGACAUCUUUACGAACGGUUCCUACGGAUUAUGAUGAUCUCUGUCAUGAAACAAACGAGAACGGAGAAAGUCAAAUUCUGGCUACUCAAAAAUUAUCUCUCUCCGAAGUUCAAAGAAACUAUUUCAUCGCUGGCUGAGCACUACGGGUUUGAUUACGAGUUGGUCGAAUACAAAUGGCCAAAAUGGCUGAACCAACAGACAGAAAAACAAAGAGUUAUGUGGGGAUACAAGGUAUGAAGCAGUUACAAUUCUUUAAAGGUUCCUUCCUGUUCAGAUACUCUUCCUGGAUGUGCUCUUCCCUCUGAACGUAAACAAGAUAAUCUUCGUGGACGCAGACCAGGUGGUCCGAGCAGAUCUGCAGGAACUCAUGGACUUAAACCUGAGAGGAGCUCCAUAUGCGUACGACAUUCCUCCUUUCUCAUCCAACUGUUUGUUUUUCCAGCUACACCCCAUUCUGUGAAAGUCGAAAAGAAAUGAACGGAUUCCGAUUCUGGCAAUCUGGGUAUUGGAAGACGCAUUUGAUGGGGAGAAGAUAUCAUAUCAGUGCACUCUAUGUCGUUGAUCUCAAGGUUUAUCAAUAUUUCUCUCGAAAGAACUUUGUCUUUCUUUCAGAAGUUCCGCCAGUUCGCAGCAGGGGACCGUCUCCGUGGCCGAUAUGCGACUCUCUCGUCUGAUCCGAACAGUCUAUCGAACUUGGAUCAGGAUCUGCCGAACAACAUGAUCCACGAGGUGCCAAUCCGAACUCUGCCACAGGAAUGGCUUUGGUGUGAAACGUGGUGCGACGACGAGAGCAAAAAAGCAGCAAAAACCAUUGAUUUGGUCGGAAUUAAAACUGAUUUACUUUUUAUUUCAGUCUAUUUCAGUGUAACAAUCCGUUGACCAAGGAACCGAAAUUGAGCUCUGCCCAAAGAAUUAUCGGUGAAUGGAAAACCUACGACGAGGAGAUUAGCGAAGUUCUUGCUGGAAAAAAGACGAAGGACACGAAGGCGAAAACAGAGUUAUAA